AUGGCGGCGCGCGGCUCAGCGGACAGCAGCCCCGCAGCCUCCCUCAGCGCCGCCGCCGCCGCAGCCCCGGCCCGGCCGCCCCCGCCGCCGCCCGACCCCCAGGCCUCGGGCCUGCUGCACCUGCCCGACCAGAGCCCGGCCCGCCCCAGCCGGCCGGCCGCCGCCUGCCGCGGCAUCUCGUGGACGCCGGCCGAGACGAACGCGCUGAUCGCCGUGUGGGGCGACGAGCGGCUGCAGGACGUGCUGGAGGGCAACCUGCGCAACUCGCACAUCUUCGACCGCAUCUCGCAGGCCCUGCGGGAGAUGGGCUACGAGCGCAGCGCCAACCAGUGCAAGGAGAGGAUCAAGACUCUAAAGAGGUGUUAUAGCCGAGUAAAGGAGCGAGGCCGUGGGAAGAGAACUUGCAACUACACGUUUCAGCAACUGGAGCAGGUCUUCGGGCGGGUACCUAUGAUGUGGGAGCCUCAUGCCUAUCAGCCGGUCCUGAUUGACAGCAGCGGUUUGUACCAAGACGCUGAAUCAGACACGAGUAACUUGGGCGAGAGCCGCGAUGCCCAGCCAGCGGAGCUGGAGGAUUGGGGAAACCAGAAACCGGAUCUGCAGCUCAACCAGAAACAGGAGUCGCAGAUCUACCAGCACAAUCAGGAUCUCUCCGCCUUCCAGGACUCCGAUGUGGAUAUGGAAGAAAUGAGUUUUGUGAAGAAGAAGCCACAGGUGCGGCGGGACUCUAUGGAACACAUGCAGAAGCCUGAGAUUGUGCAAGCGCUCAUGACUCUGCUGGACUCCAUCCAGCCCAAGUGGCAGGAGUUCCAGUGUUGGGAGGACUUCCCUCAGAUCUCCUCCAGCAAGCUCGGCAUCUUCGGCAUCGGCUACAACACCAGGUGGGUCGAGGACAUCCGGUACCACUGCGCCGAGAUCAGCUCCCACAUGCCGGUGGGGAAAAGGCUAAAGGAAUAUCUGAACCCAGAGAAGGCGGAGGGCAAAGUGAUAGCAGGCAAGCGUCAGAAAAUGAACUGGAAGAGCGUGUUUUACAAAUACUUUGAGAUCACAAAGAGCGAGGCCAGGUGCUUGGAGCUGCACUUUGCUUUCGAGUGGAUACCCAUAGCCCUGUCCCGCGCCGUAGGAGACAGCGUGGUCCAGUAUUUGUUCCCGGGCGGGAUCCCGGACACAAACGGACUGUAUGUGAUCGGCUGCGAAGACGCCGAGGGCGAGGUUUUCACCCCGCGGAGGGAUUACGGGAUCCGGGUGUUGCCCCGGGUCUCGCUGCACCGGGAAUCGGGGGGCGCGGCUGGUCCGUCAGUGCCGGACAAUGAACCAGGCGACCGGAGCGAGAGGAUCCGUUACUGCUACCUGGGAAUGGCGGAGGACAGGACCAUUCGGCAGUGCAUACUGCAGCACUUCCAGCCACCGGUCAAGACUCUGAGCUUGGAGACGGGUGCCAUUAACACCUUCCUCUCCGAGAACUGCCGGGCGGGAGCCAUCUCCAGGUCGAUCUACAUCAAAUUCAUAGAGUAAGCCCUGUAUUUAUUCAUUAACUACCGACAAUUGCUUCACUACCAGACGAAAGUAUUAGGACCAAAUCAUUUCCGGAUCAGGACGCAGGACACAGCUGGAACAGACGCAGGCUGUACUUACGGAGAUAUUUCACCUGUAGCGCAGUACCCAAAAUGACAGAUGUGUGUGUGUGUGUGUGUGUGUGUGUGGGAAUGGGUGAGGUGUUUGGUUUCUGUGCUGCUUUGAGUUAUGGAUAAAUCAUCCACCAUUGAA
This is a messenger RNA of Callorhinchus milii (elephant shark), 1767 nucleotides long. RefSeq names its product myb/SANT-like DNA-binding domain-containing protein 2 (gene msantd2). The record is from RefSeq and is a predicted model, not a curated record. The coding region runs from base 1 to 1515 and encodes 504 amino acids. The transcript has 6 exons. NCBI's taxonomy places the organism in Eukaryota, Metazoa, Chordata, Chondrichthyes, Chimaeriformes, Callorhinchidae.